Molecule: messenger RNA, 1272 nt
Organism: Bombyx mandarina (wild silkworm)
Lineage: Eukaryota; Metazoa; Arthropoda; Insecta; Lepidoptera; Bombycidae
Product: lipase 1
Biological process (GO): lipid metabolic process
Molecular function (GO): hydrolase activity, acting on ester bonds
Source: RefSeq, a predicted model, not a curated record
AUGUAUCAUUUAUUGUGUGUUAAAAUAAUAUUAACGAUUUUAUUCUUGAAGAUUUGUCACAAAAAUGUUUUUUCGUUACAUCCGAUUAAUCGAACAGAAAAACUCAUAUCUUACACGAUACCUGAAAAACGCGGGCUGAAAAAAGCCUUCGGGUAUGAUGAAGAUACGUAUCUGAAUUUUACUGAAUUAACCACAAAAUACAAUUACCCGAGUGAAGAACACACAGUAACCACUGAAGACGGAUACAUACUCACGAUAUUUAGAAUCUUAGCAAAGUGCAAUGCACCUUCAAGACACUAUCCAGUUCUUCUGAUGCACGGUGUACUCGACAGCUCUGAUGGAUGGAUAAUUGCGGGCUCUGAAAUAGGAAUCGGCUUCGUUCUGGCACGCAACUGUUACGACGUAUGGGCAGCCAAUCACAGAGGAAACAGCUACUCUCGGAAACACGUGCGAUUUGAUGCAAACAUAGACCCCGAGUAUUGGGAUUAUACAUUUGAUGAACACGGAAACUAUGAUCUACCAGCCACUGUUGAUUAUGUUCUGCAAAACACCGGGAAAGCGAAGAUCAAUUUCGUUGGACACUCUCAAGGAACGACAAAUUUUUACGUAAUGAAUUCUUUGAAACCACAAUAUAAUGAAAUGAUAAACUUGUCCAUUCAUCUUGCUCCUGUGGCCUGGUUAAAAAAUACCGAAAGUAUUAUCUCAAUAAUUGCAGCACAAGGCAGUGGUCUAAUUAAACAAUUUCUCUCCGACAUCGGAAUAAGAGAAUUCCUCGGAAAGAAUCACAUCAUUCACGUUGCUUUUGAAGCAUUAUGUCAACUUGUACCGGAUGAAAUAUGUGGUACAAUGCUAGCCCUUACUGUUGGCUAUGUACAGGGGACUAUAAACCCCAAACGCAUUUCGGUUGUAUUUGGGCACGUACUAAACGGAGUUUCAAUUAAAAACGCCGAUCAUUUCGGUCAACUUAUAAGGUCUGGUAAGUUUCAACGUUACGAUGAAGGAAUAAGCGGUAAUCUGAAAAGAUACGGUAGGCAACAUCCUGCCAACUACAAUCUGUCCUUAGUGACCGCACCAGUGGUGCUCGUCAGUGCCAAAAGUGAUUGGUUGUCUUCCGUGAAAGAUGUUAAAAUUUUAUGCUCGAAAUUACCAAAUUUGUUAGAAAAUUACGAGAUUCCUCUAGCUUAUUGGAGUCACCACAAUCAUUUAUGGGACGAUAACAUUAAAGAGUAUCUUUUUCCGAAAAUGUUUGAGUACUUAAAUAAGUACAACUAA